GCUAUCCAACGUGGGCUAGUAACGUGCAAUAUAACAGCCUACAUUGUGGAGUUUCGACAGCAAGGCCAGUCAGCAUGGCUUCAAGUAUCAGUUCCGUCCAGUGCCUCUGCACCUUCAUUUACCUAUUUACUUGAAUCCUUGCUGCCGUGGACUUGGUAUGAGUGUAGCGUUGCUGCCUUCACAAGCACAGUCACCCCAGGAAUGGGACCCUUCACCGAUGUUAUUGUUAUCAGAACUUUGCAAGGAGUAUCCAGCGCAGUAUCAUUUUUCAGUUAUUCAUCAAAUGUCACUGUCAUUUUGCUGUCAUGGAAGCCACCUAAAGAUAUUCGAGGUGUCCUGAGUGGAUACAGGGUUGUGUAUGAAGCACUUAAUAAUGCCAACAUGGAAUUGACAACGACAUCCGAGGCAGCAGUUUUACAGAACCUGUUGCCUGACACAGUCUACAACAUCAGUGUGGCAGCUGGAAACGCUGCAGGUUGGGGAGAAGCUCUGGUUGUAUUGAUUCACACAUUGCCAGAUCCCUCAACCAUUUUUGUGCUAAAUGGCACUGAUCUCAUCUACAAUGCCAGUUCCCCCAACAACACUGCUUACCUGCUCAGCCAGAAUGAUAACAGCCACAUCACCAAAAACCUGGCAUCCAUUGUGGCAGGCAGCAUUGUCGGAGCUAUUGCCUUAAUUGUUAUGACAGUUUUUGUUUGCAUCAAAUGUAUAAAGUAUCGACAGAAACAACGACUGACCUAUG
Messenger RNA from Candidula unifasciata, 742 nucleotides. The record is from the annotation of a GenBank genome assembly. Lineage: Eukaryota; Metazoa; Mollusca; Gastropoda; Stylommatophora; Geomitridae.